GUACUCUGCUCUCCGUGUUUGUAUUUAUGCAUGCGGAGUCCGCUGGUUCCGUCCAGGCUCCGCCCACUCGAGCCGCUCUGACUUGUGCUGUGCUCCACUCGCCACUCAAACGCUGACCACUGUAUGAAAAGAUCACACCCAGAAGCAGGAUGUUGUCGGUGGUCGUUCUUGGCCUAGCUGGAGCGAGACGAAUUAUGAGUGGGAGAUGUUCAGCAUACAGCAGGAGCUUUUUUACCCAUGUUCCUGAUCGUCAGUUUGUCCCGAGGAUUCGUCUCCCUGGCGCCGUCUCGCACCGUUACGGAUGUGUCAGUACCACAAACCCUCACCGAACUCUAGCGUCAUCGUCUUCAGUGUCUGCAGCCCAUCAGAAAUCAUACAGUUAUAUCAUCAUCGGGGCGGGGUCGGCAGGCUGCGUUCUCGCCAACCGCCUCACGGAGGAUGCCCAGGAGUCAGCCUUGCUGCUGGAAGCCGGGCCAAAAGACUUGCUGUUCGGCAGCGUACGGUUGUCAUGGAAGAUCCACAUGCCGGCUGCGCUGACCUAUAACCUUUGUGAUGACAAGUACAACUGGUAUUACCACACUUUGCCUCAGGCCCACAUGGACAACAGGGUCAUGUACUGGCCAAGGGGGCGAGUCUGGGGCGGCUCGUCUUCGCUCAACGCUAUGGUGUACAUCCGUGGGCACGCUGAAGACUACAACCGGUGGCAGAGAGAAGGAGCCGAGGGCUGGGAUUACGACCACUGCCUGCCUUACUUCAAGAAGGCGCAGUGUCAUGAACUAGGCGGCGACAGGUAUCGCGGAGAUAGUGGCCCACUACACGUGUCCAGAGGGAAGACUAACCAUCCUCUUCACAAGGCUUUUAUUGAGGCAGGGCAGCAGGCAGGCUACCCCUUCACUGAAGACAUGAAUGGAUACCAACAAGAAGGCUUGGGUUGGAUGGACAUGACAAUUUUUAAAGGGAAGAGGUGGAGCACAGCCAGUGCCUACCUGAGACCGGUCCUGGAUCGACCCAAUCUAAAGACAGAGGUGCGCUGCUUGACCACCAAGAUCCUGUUUGAUGGCCACCGAGCUGUGGGCGUGGAAUAUCUACAGAAAGGGGAGACUAAACAGGUCUUCGCAGAUAAAGAGGUGAUCCUGAGCGGCGGCGCCAUCAACACACCGCACCUUCUCAUGUUGUCCGGUUUGGGAAAUGCCGAUGACCUCAAGCAACAUGGCAUCCCUGUGGUACAACACUUACCAGGUGUGGGCAGCAACCUGCAGGAUCAUUUGGAGUUAUACGUCCAGCAGAAAUGCACUCAGCCCAUCACGCUGUACAAAGCCCAGAAACCUUUCCACAUGGUCAAAAUUGGCCUGGAAUGGCUCUCUAUUUUCACUGGCUACGGAGCAACGGCACACCUGGAGAGCGGAGGUUUCAUUCGCAGUCGGCCACAAGUCCCACAUCCUGACAUUCAAUUUCACUUCUUGCCUUCUCAAGUCAUUGACCAUGGGCGGGUUGCUUCAAAGAUAGAAGCUUAUCAGGUUCACGUGGGACCAAUGAGAAGCACGAGUGUUGGCUGGAUGAAGUUGAAGAGUGCUAACCCUCAGGACCACCCAAUUCUGCAGCCCAACUAUCUUUCCACCGACGUCGAUGUUUUGGAGUUCAGAGAAUGCGUCAAACUCUCCCGAGAGAUCUUUGCCCAAAAAGCCUUUGACCCGUUCCGGGGGCCGGAAGUUCAGCCCGGUCCCCAGAUCCAGUCAGACGCCAACAUCGAUGCCUUUGUGCGGCACAAGGCUGACAGUGCGUAUCACCCGUCGUGCACGUGCAAAAUGGGCGCGCCCUCCGACCCGAUGGCGGUGGUGGACUCCCAGACGCGUGUGCUUGGUGUUGAGGGCCUCCGUGUGGUCGACGCGUCCAUCAUGCCGAGCAUUGUUAGUGGCAACCUAAACGCGCCAACCAUCAUGAUAGCAGAGAAGGCCGCCGAUCUCAUCAGAGGUCGCCCGCCACUUGUUGACCCACAAGUACCGGUGUACCAGCCGCCCACGCUAGAUACUCAAAGAUAAAACUGGAACAAGCCUCUUGUUUACUUAUACUGCCACUAUAGUAACUAAAAUGGUAACUAAAAGAGGUGUAAUGUAAACCAAUUUGAAAAUCAGUCUGGAUUUAGAAAAUACGUGCGCAUGGAAUCGAACCAA
Messenger RNA from Syngnathus acus (greater pipefish), 2171 nucleotides. RefSeq names its product choline dehydrogenase (gene chdh). Gene Ontology annotation, cellular component: mitochondrial inner membrane. The transcript is spliced from 10 exons. Gene Ontology annotation, molecular function: choline dehydrogenase activity; flavin adenine dinucleotide binding. The record is from RefSeq and is a predicted model, not a curated record. Bases 150 to 2039 code for a protein of 629 amino acids. Lineage: Eukaryota; Metazoa; Chordata; Actinopteri; Syngnathiformes; Syngnathidae.